AUUAUGCCAAGUUCUUGCACUCACAGAUUUCCUUGUCUGCAAGUGGCCUAAUUCCACUUCCCCCAUUGAAAUGAAUGUUCUUUUGAAUGCAAACUUAAUUUUCCUCCCCCAUGUUCUCCUUUCAACCUUUUAAUUCCCUUGGCUCAGAAUUUUCUCGGGAACCCAACAGAAUCUGAUUUGAUUGGCUUUUGAUCACUGAUGGGUUCCAAGAACCUGUCCCUGCUUAUAUCCCACUUUGAUUCCAUCAAAGCACGUUUUGCUAAUAAUUUUGUCCCUGGAAACAUGCUCUGGGCUGUCACUUCUCUUGGAGUUUUCAUCUGCAAUUGUGUCCUUUACUCGUAUGGGUUGAUUCUCCGGUUUGUUUCCAGAGUUCAAAAGGCAGAUGGGAAAAAUGAGCUUUCCGAUCAACCUGAGGAUUCUCGGAUUGAUGAGUUCAGAGACGAGCUGAUCAAUUUCCUGUUUCAGAGUAACGAAUAUGUCAACGCAGAUGGUGAAGAAACAGAAAUGGGCAGCUCUGCUCUAAUGGAGGCCCUCAAUGAAAAAGAAAGUGGAGAUGAAGGAACAGUGAGUUCUGUUUCAGAAAAUACAGACUCGGAUAAUUUUGAAGACAGUAGAAGCACAGGAGAGGAGGAGGAGGCAGAAGAAGAAGAAGAAGACAUCCCUGCUUCCAUGAAUGAAGAGGGAGAAAAGGAAUCGGAUGCCAACACGAAAACUAACUCAGAAUUUUAUGAUGGUGGUGUGAAAAACGAGGAAGAAGUAGCAGAGAGAUCUGUUCUCAUGGAGGGAAGCUCCGAGGUUCAUGAAAAUAGUAUGAGAAGAGUAGAAGAAAAGACAGAGAGCUCUGUUACCAUGGAGGAUGACUUUGACCAUGAAAAUAGUAAGAAAAGGGGAGGAGGAGGAGGCGGAGGGGAAGACAGAGACGAAACACGCAAGUCUGCUUUAAUGGAGGGUGAAGAGAUGGAGAGGGAUGAAGAAGAUGAAGAAACAGAGAGACCUGCUUUGAUCACUAAUAAGUUUGAAUACGUGUCAGGAAGGGGCAUUAUUGGGUUCGUAGAAGAACCAACAACAGCUAUGACAUUUAGUUUUCGCGAAUUUUUUGUGGGUCCAUAUGUUUCCGACACUGAAAUCUCAGAGCUCAAAUCAGAGAAAAAAAAUCUGCCGGAGCACAGAGUUUUGGAGAAUUUCAUCCUUCUCCAGGUGGCUCUCAAGUGGAAAUUUCAGACCUCAAAUCGAAGCACGAACCAGUUUUUCAAGAAGAAGCGGAGAGAGAAAUUUCAGAGCUCAAAUCAGAGGAUGAAAAAUCUACUGGAGAACAGAGGUUUGGAGAAUUUCAUCUAUCCCCAGAUGGCUCUGAAGUAGAAAUUUCAGAGCUUCAAU
Molecule: messenger RNA, 1377 nt
Organism: Neltuma alba
Lineage: Eukaryota; Viridiplantae; Streptophyta; Magnoliopsida; Fabales; Fabaceae
Product: sodium/potassium/calcium exchanger 1-like
Exons: 2
Coding region: 199-1359 (386 amino acids)
Source: RefSeq, a predicted model, not a curated record